AGGCGGUCCUUCGCGGCGUCCCCCGGGCCGACUCCGAAGCGCAGGCGGGCGGCCGGGUGGGUAGCGCGGCGCGGGCGGUCCGCAAGCAUAUUCUGGGCACGGGGCCUCCGCCCGGGACGACUGCGCCGGGCGGCAAUAGUGAGAGGCCUCUGAGGGCCUCGCGCGGCGCCGCCCGUCGAGGAGCUGAGGCGGGGGCCAGACCCGGCCGUCGAAGAGCUCAAGAGGCCGGUGGGCCGGGCCGCGCGUCGCAGCCAUGCCUGGCUUUACGUGCUGCGUACCGGGCUGCUACAACAACUCACACCGGGACAAGGCGCUGCACUUCUACACCUUUCCCAAGGACGCUGAGCUGCGGCGCCUCUGGCUCAAGAACGUGUCCCGUGCUGGCGUCAGCGGGUGCUUCUCCACCUUCCAGCCCACCACGGGCCACCGUCUCUGCAGCGUUCACUUCCAGGGCGGCCGCAAGACCUACACGGUGCGCGUUCCCACCAUUUUCCCGCUGCGUGGCGUCAAUGAGCGCAAAGUCGCUCGGAGACCUGCGGGAGCCGCGGCAGCCCGCCGUAGGCAGCAGCAGCAGCAACAACAGCAGCAGCAGCAACAACAGCAGCAGCAGCAGCAGCCGUCUCCGUCCUCCUCCACUGCCCAGACCACCCAGUUGCAGCCAAACCUGGUGUCUGCCUCUGCGGCCGUGCUUCUUACCCUUCAGGCCGCUGUAGACAGCAGCCAGGCUCCGGGAUCCGUGGUUCCAGCGUCCACGACUCCCUCGGGAGAUGAUGUCAAGCCCAUCGACCUUACAGUGCAAGUAGAGUUUGCAGCUGCUGAAGGGGCAGCCGCCGCUGCCGCUGCAUCAGAGCUAGAGGCUGCUACAGCUGGGCUGGAGGCCGCUGAGUGCACUCUGGGCCCUCAGCUGGUGGUGGUGGGGGAAGAGGGCUUCCCAGAUACUGGCUCUGACCACUCGUACUCCUUGUCGUCGGGUACCACGGAGGAGGAGCUCCUGCGCAAGCUGAACGAGCAGCGGGACAUCUUGGCCCUGAUGGAAGUGAAGAUGAAAGAGAUGAAGGGUAGCAUCCGCCAUCUGCGUCUUACCGAGGCCAAGCUCCGUGAAGAACUUAGAGAGAAGGAUCGCUUGCUUGCUAUGGCUGUCAUCCGUAAGAAGCACGGAAUGUGAAUGUUCCCCCCCACACCUCCCCGGCCCAGAAACCUGCAGAAUUCGUGACUCCUUCCAGCCCAAAGGAAUCCUCAGGCAGAUGUUGAACUCCCCAAUAUUCUGGUUGACAGUGCUGAGGUUAGGACAGCGGGACUCCAGGUGGUCAGUUGGCACCCUCUUUCGUCUCCUCCUGAAGUAGGAGUUGGGGACUUCAGAAUCUGGUGACACCAGCAGUUAUGACUUUGUCUCUCACUCCCCAGUUUAUGUUGCAGAUUCUGGCUAUACAAAGGCUUCAGAACCAUUGAACUUGAAACUUACCCUGGAGAGGUGUAGAUGGAACUCUUAGGGACUGUGGGUUUGAGGGAACCUCGUCUUAAGGUUGGCCAGCAAUCAGAGACAGCUUUGCUGUGUGUAGUGAUAAGAGAUCUCGGUAACAUCAUUUCUCCUUUUCAUGCUACGUUUCAGGUGCAGCCUGUGAUUUGGAAGGGGACUAGCUGAUCUGUGCCUCUGCCUCAUAGGCCCUCUACCCAGAAGGUCGUUCAUGAGAGGGCUCUGGGUGACUUGCUGAUGUUGAUCCAGCUUACCAGGGACUUAGGGUUAUCUCGUUGCGUUUGCUACUGGUUACAAAUUCUAUUUUCUGUACAAUUAGACUGAAGUUUUCACUGUGUUUGGCAAAACAAAUUAAACGAAAAAGUAAGGUUUUUAUUUGGGUUUCGACAUUUUUUUUUAUUAAAGCUAAGUGUCCUUGAAAUAUGGGGAUAUAGGUCUUGGCCUGUUUGAAAGAACAGGCUAGCCUAGAAGGAAGAGAUGAUUAAACAACUGGACCGUCCCUCCAUAGAGCACAUAGAGAUUCAUAAGGUUCCUUGUUCAGGUCACUCCAAAGAGUUUGGAAGCUGCACGAAAGGUCUUGGUUUGUCCAUGAUUAUUUCUAUGGAUUGUUUAUGUGUACAUACAUAAAUGUGUGUAGUGUGGGGGGUACCUGCCAGAGGUUCUAUAUAUAUAGCCUUUUUUUUUUUCUGGAGACAUGACUUAGCUGAUUGGUAGAGCACUUGCCUAGCAAGCACAAAGCCCUGGGUUCAACCCUCAGUUCUGGAAAGUGUGUGGGGAUGCUGUCUUCUCACUUGCUUGGAUCUCACCCAGAGAUAGGCUCUUUGGCCAGCCAGUGAGCCUCAGGGAAUCUGUGUGAGUCUGCCUCCCCAGUGCUAGGAUUACAAGUUUGUACCACCAUGCCUAUUUUUUGUUGUUUUUAUUACAUGGGUUCUGUGGGUAUGCUUGCAAGGCAAGCACUUCCAACUGAACUACCUUUCCAUCCCUUUCCUUGACUUUUUAAGCGAAAAGGUAUGACUGAAAAGUAAAUGGGAAUUGUUUUGUUCCUCUAGAUUUUUGAUAGUUUUAAUUUCUUUUUUUUUCCCCCGUGUGUGGAGUGGGGGAAGGGUUGAAACAGGGUAUCUCUCUGUAGUCCUGGGUAGUCUGGAACUCAGUUUGUAGACCAGGCUGGCCUCAAACUCAAGAGAUUUACCUGUCUCUGACUGCCAUUAAAUCUCUGACUGAGAUUAAAAGUGUGCACCACCAUGCUGGGCUUAAUUUCGUUCGUGAAUUCUACAGUUGAAGUUUGCUUACCAUUUCACCUCUUGGGACAUGUAGUGUCUGGAACACAUGUGGAUGUAAUUAAUAAACCAGUGAAGUCCAGAAUUGGAAGCAGCCUUGGCUCUUUCAGGCACCCUGGACUCUUGUUA
Molecule: messenger RNA, 2880 nt
Organism: Mastomys coucha (southern multimammate mouse)
Lineage: Eukaryota; Metazoa; Chordata; Mammalia; Rodentia; Muridae
Gene: Thap11
Product: THAP domain containing 11
Exons: 1
Coding region: 254-1165 (303 amino acids)
Biological process (GO): regulation of transcription by RNA polymerase II
Cellular component (GO): nucleoplasm
Molecular function (GO): RNA polymerase II cis-regulatory region sequence-specific DNA binding
Source: RefSeq, a predicted model, not a curated record